Molecule: messenger RNA, 2649 nt
Organism: Ipomoea nil (Japanese morning glory)
Lineage: Eukaryota; Viridiplantae; Streptophyta; Magnoliopsida; Solanales; Convolvulaceae
Product: zinc finger BED domain-containing protein RICESLEEPER 2-like
Exons: 6
Coding region: 1-2649 (882 amino acids)
Molecular function (GO): protein dimerization activity; DNA binding
Source: RefSeq, a predicted model, not a curated record
AUGUCAACACGUGUAUGCUCCCGCUGUAUCACAUUGGGAGCUCCUAAAACGAGUCUUGAGGACUGCAAGUCCACUAGUGGUUUUGCUAUGUUUCUUGGAUCUAAUCUCGUCUCUUGGGUCUGUAAGAAUCAAAGAACUAUUGCUAGAUCUUCUACUGAGGAAGAAUACAAGGCUCUAUUAGAUGUCUGUGCUGAAGUAACAUGGAUAAUCUCUUUGCUACAUGAGAUUAAAGUGUCAGGUAUAUCUGUUCCAAAAUUAUGGUGUGAUAAUCUUGGUGCAACUUAUAUGGUUGCAAAAACCCCAUCUUCCAUGCUUGUAUCAAGAACCAAAAGAUUGAUAACUAUUGGUCCCAAGAAACCAGUAGAGGAGGAGGACGAGGGAGUGAUCGCCAAGAAACAGAAGGUGGUGGAUAAUCAUCAUCAAAACUGGAUGCAUAAGCGCCUAAGUACAAGUGAUGUCAACCUUUCAUCAAGGUUGUUGCUACCCAAAGAGGAAAUUACAAAAUACGUAUUGCCUCUCAUGGAUAUGGAGAGCUGUAAAGCUUGUCAAAACAGGAAUGGGCAUGUGAGCAUGUCUACCGAUAAUUCAUCUGUCCCGCAAAAUCCACACACUCUAAAUAGUGUGGUUGGUGAAAGCAAUGAAACUAUUAAUCAAUCACAUGAACAAUCUGAAGGAGUUGAAAGAGUAGAAUUACAUUCAGAUGAUCAUGACACACAACAAAAUGAAGAAACACACGAGCAAGAAUUUCAAACAAACAAGAGAAAAAAGACUUCAGGUGUGUGGAUUGAUUUUCAUAUGGUCGACAUAGAUGGAGUGCAGAAGGUACAAUGUAAUCAUUGUCAUCAUCAUUUCGCAUUAACUAAAUCGGGCACAACAACUAGCUACAAGAGGCAUCAAGACAAAUGCGUUAAGAGAAAGGCACAUUUGAAGGUCACCGAUCAACAAACAAAGUUAAAUUUUAUGCCUAGUGAUGGAGUUCCAUCCUCCCUUCCUCCAUUACAUCGUGGAAAUUUUAAUAUGGAAAGAAUGAGGGAGUGUGCUGCUAAUUGGAUCAUGAUGCAUGAACAUUCGUUUACUAUUUUGGAGGAAGCAGGAUUUAACCUAUUAAUGAAAGAAGGAUGGCCGGAGUGGAAAAAAAUUAGUAGAAAUACAUGCAAAGCAGAUUGUUUGCAGGUUUAUGAGAUUGAAAAGAAGAAGUUGAAGAACAAUCUUGAAAGUGUUAGUAAAGUAAGUUUGACAACAGAUUGUUGGAAGUCAAAAAAUCAGAAGAUUGAGUAUAUGGUUGUCACUGGACACUGGAUUGAUUCUUCUUGGAGGUUGCAAAAGAGAGUUUUAAACUUCAUUAACAUUCCACCACCGAGGGGAGGUCUUCAGCUUUCUGAUGCUAUAUUUGGAUGCAUGAAAGAGUGGGGAAUUGAAAAGAAAGUGUUUACAAUUACAGUUGAUAAUGCUUCAAGUAACGAUUCUGCUAUUAGGUACAUGAAGGAUACACUCCAAAGGUCAAGAAGUUUGGUAUGUGGGGGACGUUUGUUUCAUGUUCGUUGUUGUGCACACAUCUUGAACUUGUGUGUUCAAGAUGGAUUAGAUGAGAUUCAGAACAUCAUUAGUGAUGUUAGAAAUAGUGUGGAAUAUGUGAACCGGUCGGAAUCAAGGCGUAUACAAUUUGCUAACUGUGUGCAACAAUUGCAAUUGAAAGAUAGGAAAUUGAUUCGUGAUUGUAAAACUAGAUGGAACUCAACUUUUGAGAUGUUAAGUUGUGCACUCAAGUUCAAAGAAGCUUUCAAGAUGCUAAAAGAUCGUGAUCCUUUCUAUGAGAGUUGUCCAUUGGAAGAUGAUUGGGACAAGGUUGUCAAAGUUUGCUCAAUUUUAGAGACUUUCUGGACAGCUACUCACAUUAUUUCAGGUUCUGAGUAUCCUACUUCAAAUUUGUUUCUUCAAGAAGUUCAAAAAAUCAAAUCAACAUUGGAUAGUCAUGUAGAUGAUGAAGAUGACUUUAUUAAGGAUUUGGUUAAAAGAAUGAAGAAAAAGUUUGAUAAAUAUUGGGGUGAGUGCAAUUUGUUGAUGGCUAUAGGUGCUGUUUUUGAUCCAACAAAGAAAAUGCUUGCAGUUGAAUUCUGUUUCCCUAGACUUUAUUCUGAUAAGGAAGCUAAGGAGAAUAUAGCAAAAGUGAAGGAGAUCAUCAAUACUCUUUAUGAAGAGUAUGUUGCUGAAUCAAUGAACAAAGAUAAUCCUGAAAAUCUAAGUUCUUCUAACACUUUUAGAAGCCAAGUCAGCCGCCAAAAGUCUACAUAUGCUUGGGAAGAAUUUGAGGGAUUUUGUGCCCAAGUUGAAACUUCAGGGCCUAAAAACUCUGAGUUAGUAGACUAUCUAGAAAAAGCGCGUCUUAAGACUACUGAGGUUCCAAGCAACUUUUGUUCUUUAGAUUGGUGGAAGAUGCAUAGACUGCAGUAUCCAAUAUUGUCUCGAAUGGCAGCAGAUAUUUUAGCUAUACCUGUUAGCAGUGUGGCUUCAGAAGCAACAUUUAGUGCUGGGACAAGGGUAAUUGAUUCGUAUCGUGCAUCAUUGUUGCCUGAAACAGCCCAAGCUUUACUUUGUGGGGGUGAUUGGCUAAGACAUAUACAUGGAGUUACCAAAAACAAAGUAAGUUAA